GUUCAUAUCUAAGCUUGAGGAUAUGUACACGAUGAAAACCGUGACGUGCAACGCCAGCUCAACGAAGCAAAAUCGCGUCAGAACACCUCGGAAUGUCGCAAACUCCUCUCCUCAGCACUAUUCUUCCCCUCUCCGACAGCAACCCCAGCCUCCUGCUCUCCUUACACAGUCGUCGAUGCCCAUGCGGACCCGCACCUAAGCGCUCCCUCGCCGACCAUCAGCAUCGGCUCGUCGCCGACUACCUAGGUAUAUCGCCCGUUACAUCAUCGGCAGCGACCCCGCUAAAAGCUACCCCACCCCACAAUCAUCCGUCGUCUAAUCCUUCACCCCAGCAAUCACGCAAUCGCCGCCAGCACCAAAGCAGCAGCGCAACCACAGCAAUGGCCCAAGUACGUGCUAUACAAUUGUCCGAAUGCGGUAGUGUGUUUGUGCAGACGCGCUGACGUCAUUGGCUAGCUGGAGUAUUCAGUCGAGAAGCCGCUGAACCGCGAGCCGGAGCUGGAGAAGCUAGUUUCAAGUUUCAUAACCGAGUCCGGCGGCUAUGACAGAAACCACGGCCCAAUCCCGCAUCUCGAC
Molecule: messenger RNA, 576 nt
Organism: Trematosphaeria pertusa
Lineage: Eukaryota; Fungi; Ascomycota; Dothideomycetes; Pleosporales; Trematosphaeriaceae
Exons: 2
Coding region: 93-443 (116 amino acids)
Source: RefSeq, a predicted model, not a curated record